GUUAGUUGUUAUACUUCCUCUUUAGAAGGACGUCACUGUCACUUUCUAACUCCCACGACGCUCUGCAGGGUGCUAUACAUCAACAAGGAGUCAACGUUCAGGGGGGAUAAGUUCCAGCCUUUCUGCGGCAAGUUCAGCCUUUGUGCGUUUCAGGCCAGUCAGUAACAAUGAAACUACACACACGUGUCUUCAUCAUCCUGUGUGCUGUCAGUCUCGUCUGGGCGUCUCUUCCAUCAAAUCACAGACCCUGUGGGAACAAUGUUUGUCGGUGCGGACGCUCGACCCAUAACCGAACCAUACAAUACAUGGACUGUUCUAACCAAAGUCUAACUUACAUUCCAAAAGCACCAAAACUAGAUAAAACCUCGCCGACUUACAUAUUCUUCAAAAACAAUUCUCUAACAGUUGUAAAUAGUGCCACAUUUCGUAACAUAUCCAGGCUGAAGGUUGUGUUUCUGCGACUACGAAGAAAUGGUAUUGUGAACAUAUCCAGUGAUGCAUUCUCAGCCCUACCUUAUCUGCAAGGGUUAGAUGUAAGUUACAACAGCAUCAAUCUUCAACAACUAAGGACCUCAUUUAGAUCUCUGAAAAACAAAAACUUUCAGAACCUGAAUAUGAGCCAUAUGAACAUCGAGUCCAUCCCAGAAAAUAUGUUUGCAUCAUUCGGGAACCUAUCUUCGGUCACUAUUUCACUUGCCUUUAAUAGCCUCAAAUUAAUCAGCCCUGAACAGAUUGAGAAUGUUCCUGGUUUACAGUUUCUUAAUCUUGCUUGGAACAAGUUGUCAAAUGUUUCUAUGUGGGAAAAUCUAACCAGUAAUAUGAAAAAAUUAAGACUUGAUAAUAAUUAUUUUGAUGCUUUUCCAAAUUUCUGUAAGAACGAUAGCCAUUCCCUUUUUCCUAAAUUAGAAAGACUCAAUUUGCAGUUCAACUUUAUGAGAACGAUAAUUUCAGAACACUACAGCUGUUUAAACACACUGCAAAUAUUAUAUCUCAAUGGGAAUUUGUUUAAGACUUUGAAAUCCAACAUGUUUGCCGGUCUACACUCACUUGAAAAUAUAAAGCUCUCGGAGAUAUUUGCCCUCCUAAAGAUCGAAAAGGCCCCGUUCAACAAUACCAGUCUAAAGAAAGCAUUUUUCCGGAAAAAUGCGUUAUACACAGAACGGCCUGAAAUCAGUCUGAACAUUUUCGAAGGCUGUACAUCUUUGGAUCUGUUGAAUUUGGCUGACAACAUUUUAGAUAAAACACCCGAAGAACAGUUUGAUCAGUUAUUCAAGCCAAUUAGAAAUUUGACGUAUUUGAUUAUGGGAGGUUGUCGAUUGACCAGAAUCCCCAAGGCUGUGACCAAAUACCUUCAUAAUCUCAGGGUGCUUGUACUCUAUAACAACAGGAUCGGCUCCUGGCCAGAUGGAACUCUUAACAGUCUGGUUUAUCUGGAUACAAUCUACAUGAGGGAAAAUGUCAUAUCAGUCGUCUCUGAAUCGUCUUUCCCUCCAGGAUUCAGAAGAAGAGCCAAGCAUAUUGAGUUAUUCUAUAAUUCGUUUCAAUGUACAUGUGAAUUAAAGUGGUUUAUUGACUGGAUGAAGGAACGGCCACGCGUCUUCCAUUUACCGGAAUUUUCAAUUAACUAUACAUGUAUGUCACCUGCUUCUGUUCAUGGUGUUGUCCUCGAGGAUAUACCAUUGUCUGAAAACAUAUGUUUGCUUGGUCUCAACUCGAAAAUAAUCACGUUGACAUGUUCAACGUUGUUGCUGGUGUUGCUUGUAGUCGGCUCGGUUCUGUAUCGUCUACGGUGGUACAUACAGUAUCUUGUGUACAUGAUCAGAUACAGAAACCGCCAUGAAACGGAUACUGGGCACUAUGAAUAUGACGCAUUUAUCGCCUACAGCGUUGCCGACCGGCCCUGGGUCAUCAAGACACUGAUGCCCAUUCUUGAAGGUGAAGGAAAACUGAACUUAUGCAUCCAUGACCGUGAUUUCGAGAUAGGCAAACUCAUUGUUGACAAUAUUGUUGAUUGUAUCGAAAAUAGUCGCUGCUUGGUGAUCCUUCUGUCAAAUAGUUUUGCUCAAAGUGAUUGGUGCCAGUUUGAAUUGGCACUUAUUCAGAGAUAUGUACUGGAGAAUGGAAACCGUCUGCUCGUGGUGGUCAUGUUAGAAGACAUCCACACGAGUCACAUGACCAAAGCUAUGACAGCAAUGUUGCAGACGACAACUUACUUACAGUGGGGCGAGGAAGAUUAUGCCAGGACCGCGUUCUUUAAUCGACUACGGCUGCUGCUGCGUAGGCCCAUUCAAAGGGCCAGAAUAAGGACGAAUUCGGUGUAAACCAGGAUGUGAUGGCCAUAUGGUUAAAGUGUUCACUUGGUAUGCUAAGUACCCUGUUCGAUUCUACACAGUUCAGUGUCUCCAGCAGAGAUAUUGUGCGUCAUGCUUAAUCAGUGUAACAGAGGCCCAUGUGAACCUGAUGUGAUGGCCUUGUGGUUAAAGUGUUCACUUGGUAUGCUAAGUACCCUGUUCGAUUCUACACAGUUCAGUGUCUCCAGCCUUGAUGUUGUACAUCAUCCUCAAUCAGUGUAACGGAGGCAUAGAUGUGAACCAGACCCCAUUGUGAUGUAGACACGUCUCUGAGCUUCCUGACAACGAACGAAUGAAAGUGACUCAUAUUUUCUUGUACUUUAUUCUAAGCACUCUUUGAUUAAUACCCUGCGCUGUCAGAUAAUGGAUUUAGUAUCAACCAGUUUGUGUAAUGUAUUGAUUGUUAUUAAAAGUUUGAUACUUGCUGGCAUUGUACUCAACCUUUAGUAUCCAAAAGGAUUCUAUAUGAUCCGCCUGGGGAGAAAGAGAAAAUGUAAGCCCGCAAUCCCCCUUAAUGCCGACCGUGCAGGACAAUGUUCAAUCUAGACGUAGAUUGUCAAGCCUUAUUAAAGCAGCACAGCGACAGUGCGAUGACACUAAUGUUUUGAACGGUCAAAACCACGAUGUUUAACCCUUCCUUCCCUGACGCUUUUGGAAAUCUCCCUUUAUGACGUCAUUGCCAGAUGAAAUGAAGAGAUGUUGUUGACAAAUACUGUCUUUUUAAACAAAACGAUUAAAAAACGUAAUUGAAACAAGAUUUAUUCAUUCUUGAAAUGUACCAGUGUGAUCAAAUAAUAAGCAAAGACAAAUAACAUAUAAUAAGUAAAGACAUAUCAAAUACCUUUGCACAUUUCAGAUCUGCAAGAUUAAAUGUUUUGAAGUUAAAUAUUGUCUAUAUUAUUUAGUUGACAAAUUUCGUCUUGAUUUGGUAACCGACAAGUUUACUGCAAUGAAGCACUACCCACGUGGGUUAAAAUUAGACUAGCGACGCACAGUGCCGGUAUAAUAUCGGGAUGUGGGUAAUCUAGCCUUGGAUACUUGUAACCUAUUCAUAGCUGAUAUCUAUGGAAUCCUAGAAGGGACAUUGUCGCGUUGUCGCGCAUUUUAAGAUUUUUUUACACAUUUUUGAUGGGGCGACGAUGCGACAACGCCACAUAUUUUGACUUUGAAAAUUGUCGGUAUGUCGCUUUAUCGCCCUUUGGAUGAUUAAAAAAGUCAUUAUUCAAAGCACGACAAUGCCACAUAGCGACAAUGGGACAAAUGGCCGAAAUGUCGCGUCUUGGUACCUUUGGUUAAUUUUGCCUCUUUUUGCUAGUUUUUGCGAGGGCGACAACGCGGCAAUGCGACUACGCGAAACUGUCCCUUCUAGGAUUCCAUAGAUAUCAACAUGUGUUUUGAAUAUAAUUUCUUUUGUUACAUAUGAUAUUCUUCCAACCAUUUUACUGUCCUUUGUUGACAGGUGUGUUAAAAUGAUUACCAUGUUUUCAUCGAGAACUGGCUGCAAUACUGCCGAUGUGAGGUAUAAUUUUAACUCAAUCAUUUCUGUAAGCUUAUUGCAGGUCACACUUCAAUGGAUUGCUUGCCAUAUUGUAAGAAGAUUAGCUAUUAAAUCAUACACACAUA
Haliotis rubra (blacklip abalone) is the source of this 3974-nucleotide messenger RNA. RefSeq names its product toll-like receptor 13. Gene Ontology annotation, molecular function: protein binding; transmembrane signaling receptor activity. The coding region runs from base 168 to 2321 and encodes 717 amino acids. The record is from RefSeq and is a predicted model, not a curated record. Gene Ontology annotation, biological process: immune response; toll-like receptor signaling pathway. Lineage: Eukaryota; Metazoa; Mollusca; Gastropoda; Lepetellida; Haliotidae. Gene Ontology annotation, cellular component: membrane. The transcript has 3 exons.